Hirsutella rhossiliensis is the source of this 1920-nucleotide messenger RNA. RefSeq names its product patatin-like phospholipase domain-containing protein. Lineage: Eukaryota; Fungi; Ascomycota; Sordariomycetes; Hypocreales; Ophiocordycipitaceae. The transcript has 3 exons. The record is from RefSeq and is a predicted model, not a curated record. The coding region runs from base 1 to 1920 and encodes 639 amino acids. Gene Ontology annotation, biological process: arachidonate metabolic process. Gene Ontology annotation, cellular component: membrane.
AUGGACGCGUACGGUGUCCGCAGAAAGGACACCACCAAAGGGCCGCCCCUGCGCGUCCUCUCCCUCGAUGGAGGAGGCGUCCGCGGCUACUCGAUGCUCAUCAUCGUCCAGGAGCUCAUGCACCGAACCUUUGUCGAGACCGAAGGCCGCGCCCCCCGCCGCCAUGAGAUCCCCAAGCCCUGCGAACACUUUGACCUCAUCGUCGGCACCGGCACCGGAGGCCUCAUCGCCCUCAUGCUUGGUCGCCUGCGCCUCGACCUCGAGACCUGCAAGGAGCUCUACGUGCGCCUGACGCGCAUGGUCUUUGAGACGGACAAGACCAUCGCCGGCAUACCCUACCGCUCCACCCUCUUCAAGGCGAGCCGCCUUGAGGACGCCAUCAGGCAGUGCGUCCGAGAACAUACCAUUUACGAAAAAGAGGGCAACGACGCCGUCAGCGACGACGAGCCCGAGCUGGGCAACCCCCUCCGCCUCAGCAACCACUCGAGUCCCGUGCAUCCCAGGCGUCACUUGAGCAACGCCAGCACCGUCAGCUUCAGCGCCCGCAGCCCCUCGGCCCAGAUGGCUUCUCGGCCCCUCUACAACUCGAGACACGGCAACCCACACGCCAGGCUAUACGACGCUCGCGAGACUAGGACAAAGACCGCCGUGACGGCCGUUUACAAAGCCUCUCCCCGCGGAUCCCCGCCCGCCAUGCUGCGAUCCUACGACUCUCGACGCGAGCCACCCCCCGAGUUUGAUUGUAAGAUCUGGCAGGCCGGCCGGGCGACAUGCGCCAUUGGCCUCGCCUUCAAGCCCGUCCAGAUCGGCCAAUCAUGGUUUCACGACGACGGCGUAGGGACUUUUAAUCCUGCUCCCGAGGCCUUGGACGAGGCCUUGGUCAACGAAUGGCCCGGACGGGAGAUUGGGGUCUUCGUCAGCGUCGGUACCGGAAGGCGGCCCAGAAGCAGCGACGGCAGCCAGCAGAUGUGGUACGAGGGCCUCCUUGGCGACUUUGCCGACGCGCGCAAGAGAUUGAUUGCCAAGAUCGAAGGAUGCGAGGACAUCCACGAGUACAUGCUGAGCGAACACCUCCCCAGGAGGGGGGUCAAUACGGAAAACUACUACCGGCUCAACGUCGAGAUUGGCGUGGGCGAGUUUGGCAUGAACGAGUGGCACCGGCUCGGCGACAUUAGCACGGGAACGCGGAGAUACAUGGCCCAGGAGGCUGAGCAGCGCAUGAUCCAAGGCAUCUCCACCAAGCUGGCCAAGAUCCAAAAGGCCAAGGCCCGCUGGGAGCGAGCGGCUUUGGGCAUCCCGCAGCUUGUCAAGUCGUCGACGGGCAUGGAACCCGGGGUGACCUUUGCGGUAGAGCUCCCGGGCGACAUGCCCACGUCUUUUCCGGCAGCGCCGCACAGCCCAAUCAGCCGGUCGUCUUUUGAAUCGGGCCCGGACAGCCUGCAAGUCGGGGCAAAUAACCCGGCAUCGCCACGGAGCUCUCACGAUCGGAUUCGGCCCGUCUCGGGCAACCAGCGGACGACGCCACCGCCUCCGCCUGGGCAGCGCCCGCCUCCACCUCCAACGCCAAACAGCGGGGUGGCGAAUUCGCGAGCGGACGAGCCCGACAAGCUCUGGGGGUCCGCUCCGACGCCAGCCCAGUACAGGGUGGCAUCGGGAGCCGACAAGAUUGCCAUAAUGAGCCCAGACGAGCACCCGAGACCGCCGCCCGCGCCGCCCGCGGUGCCGCCCCCGACGCGGAUCGAGCCUCCGCCCCUGCCGCCCAAGACGCCUCUGCCGGACAGCAAUUCUCGCACGCAUCGUGUGCAGCAGCCGUCGGGCGGCAGGGGAUCGAGGGUGCCGACGCCGCCAUACCCAGUGGACGACGAGGGGCCCCCGCCGCCGGUCAACAUGGCGCGGAAGCCCGAGUACCGUUGCAAGUAG